Molecule: messenger RNA, 1506 nt
Organism: Pocillopora meandrina
Lineage: Eukaryota; Metazoa; Cnidaria; Anthozoa; Scleractinia; Pocilloporidae
Source: the annotation of a GenBank genome assembly
AUGAAAUCGUCUCGAGUCGAUAGUCCUUACACCGCAAAAGAUCCAUCACACGGAUUUUUCCUUUGGAGUGGUCUAACUUGGAUGCAGAAGGAAGAGAGAUUUUGCGACGUCACUCUUAAAAUUGGUAAAGAUCGAAAGUUACGAGCCCAUCGUGCUGUCUUAGCGCUAUCAAGCAAGUACUUCGAAGCGCUUUUCGGAGCGAAUUGGGUCGAAGGAAAAUCAAACGAAGUCGAACUUCUUGAUUUCGACGAAGACGCUAUAACGAGUUUGGUUCGAUUUGUGUACUCAGGAACUGUCGACAUUACCACCGACAAUGUUCAAUACAUUCUGGAAGUCGCGAAUUAUCUUGGAAUCGAGUUCGUGCAAAAAGAAUGCAUACGCUUCUUGGAAGAAAAUCUCAAUAAGAACAACUGUCUGAACGCUCUUCAAAUCGCAGACACGUUUGCCUUCGAGUAUUUGAGGGAAGAGGCGAAAUUGGUCGCCGUACGCUAUUUCACAGAAAUUUGCAUGACGCAAGAUUUUAUUCAUCUUCCACAUCAUUUAUUGACGGAGUUACUGAGAGAAGAAAGCAUCUGUGUAGUUGUUGAUAAUUUGAUUCCUCGCGCCGAUAAGAGAGAGAGCGUUGUUUUACAAGCUGUGUUUCGAUACGUGCAGUAUGAUCUUGGUAAACGAGCAGAUUUAUUACCGAAACUUUUGGCCCUCGUGAGGCUUCCAACUCUAUCAAAGGAGCAUCUCCAAGAGGUCUCAAAGCACAGCUUAAUUAUUGGCUGCCGUUGCGAAGCGAUUGUUGAAAAAGCAAUGAAGGUGAAAUCGGAUGAAACUGGAGAUGGUUCGACCGAUUCAAAGUGGGCCAAAAGAAGGGAUUUCGCCAAGUGCGUAGUCACAUGGGGUCGAACCUUUGUAGGAACCCAACAAAUUCCAUCGAAAAAAAAAUUCAUUACCGGUCGAUAUUUUCUUGAGGACUCGAUUGAUGGUGUCAAUGAUGAAGGCGUCUACAUUACAGGAAUAACCGUUUGGAGGAACUCUCCAACAGAGGAGCCGCGAUCUAUUUGUGGAUUAGAGGUCUUUUACAGCAAUAACUCGAGGUGGUUGUACGGCGUCAAGUUAGGACAAAAACAAAACGAAAUCUUUCUCAAAGAAAAUGAAAAGAUUGUGAAGGUGGAAGUUCAGAGCGGAACGCUGAUUAACAGCCUGGCGUUUUAUACAAAUAAGGAUUCUUAUGGUGGUUUGAAGUCUUAUCGUGGAUUUUGCCCCGAUUAUCAAGGUAGCUGUCAGGGUAGUCACGCGACCGUUCGAAGCCAGAGUCCGCCUGGAAUCUGUGGAUUCUUAGCUGGCGUUGCCGGCGAAACAUGCGAGUUCCAAGGACAGCCGUGUAUUACGAGGCUUCAAUUUGCAUGGAAGACAUUUGUUUGCAAUGACGUAGCGAUCACACCGCGGUUUGAGUAUUUUGAGCCGGGUAAGUGCGAAAUUGUGAACAGACCACUGCGACCGUGCCAGAAGCAAUGA